AGAGAAGAGAGAAAGGGAGGAAAGAGAGGCGAGAGAAGAAGGAGACAGACGAAGGAUGGAGAUGUUACUGAAUUCGUCAUCUUCAAAAUAAUGAAUCAACAGUUAUGAAUUAUUAACAAAUGGUUUUGUGGAUCUUUACAUCAACGGUCAUACGAUACUGAAGUGAUUGGCGUCAUCCAUGUUGAUAAACAUGAAAGUCUGCGUAACAGCGAUAUCAUUUAUCACCAUCUCUAUCUGUUUUACCGAGACGUUCGAUAUUUAUGAGGAAGUUUGCGAAAGGUUGUGUGUUUGCGAAGAAAAAGAUGGAGUUUCGACAACCAGCUGUGAAAGACGAGGAAUUGUAAGUCUCUCUGAAGUCGGAUUUCUGCGUUUCAACACACACCAUCUGUUUCUCUCAGGAAAUCUGCUGAAAAAACUUUCCUUUGAUGAUUUUUCACGUUAUGAGGGACUCCGAAUUUUGCACCUGGGUAGUAAUGACAUAGCCGAAAUUGAGGCCGGGGCUUUUAACGGACUUAAUGGACUAAAGCGCUUGCACUUAAACAACAACAAAAUUGAGGUACUCAGGGACGAUACUUUUAUUGGCCUGGAACGACUGGAGUACCUCCAAGUCGACUAUAAUUACAUCAGCCGCAUUGAGCCGAACACACUCGGUGGGUUACAUUGUUUAGAUGUGCUGAUUUUGAAUGACAACUUGCUGUAUUCCUUGCCCAAAAAUGUUUUUCAGUCUGUUUCUUUGACCCACCUUGAUCUUAGAGGGAACCAGCUUAAGGUUCUCCCUUAUAAUGGACUUCUUGAACAUUUAUCCAAAAUUGUAGAAAUACAACUUGAAGAGAAUCCUUGGAACUGUACUUGUGAGCUUAUUGGCCUCAAAGACUGGCUAGAAAGCAUAUCGUACAAGGCGUUAGCAGGAGACAUAGUGUGUGAAACGCCAUUCCGGCUUCAUGGAAGGGACCUUGACGUGAUCUCCAAGCAGGAACUCUGCCCAAGAAGAGCCGUAGCUGAAUACGAAAUGGGUGCUGAAGCAUUUCACAAACCUGAGGCAAUCGCAUCCUCAAAUAUAGUACGCUCUACACAACCCACAAAGAGCAGCCGUCAAUCAGGGAAGCUACGUACCAAACCAACAGCGAGGGCUUCGUCCAGCAAACCGCAAAAUUAUGGCCCAGUGGUGGCAUACCAAACCAAAUCCCCAGUCUCUCUUGAGUGUCCGACCGCAUGCACCUGCAACCUCCAGAUUUCAGAUCUCGGCUUGAACGUGAACUGCCAAGAGAGGAAAAUUGAGCGCAUCUCGGAUCUGAAUCCCAAACCAUAUAAUCCCAAAAAGAUGUACCUCACAGGAAACUAUAUCACCUCGUUGCAAAGUUCAGACUUUCUGGACACUACCGGAUUGGAUCUGAUCCACUUGGGCAAUAAUCGGAUAUCCAUCAUUCAUAGCAAAGCAUUUGUGGAGUUACAAAAUUUACGAAGACUGUAUUUGAAUGGAAACUUAAUUGAGCGUCUCACUAAUUAUAUGUUCUCAGGCUUAGAAAACCUCCAGUUUCUCUACUUAGAAUACAACGUGAUCAGAGAAAUAGAAACUGGUACCUUUGAGAACGUACCCAAUCUUCAACUGCUAUUCCUCAACAAUAACCUUCUCAAAACAUUGCCAACGGGAGUUUUCAGAGGUUCAAACCUGGCACGGUUGAAUUUACGCAACAAUCACCUACGAAACAUGCCGGUCGAUGGUGUUUUGGAAGAUUUGACAUCAUUGGUGCAGAUUGAUCUGUUUGAGAACCCCUGGGACUGCUCUUGCUCAAUUGUGGAAAUGAAAAAAUGGCUGGAAGAGCUCAGUUCUGGAACCGUGGUGAACGAUGUGAUUUGUGAAUCUCCACCAAAAUUCUCUGGAGAGGAUUUACACCGUGUUCAUUCAUCUGAUCUUUGUCCAGUUGAUUUAAAUGUUCAAACUUCCCUGCUUCCGCCAUCAGAAGAAUCCUUCCCAGGCAGUACUGUCACUUUAGAGACAACACUGGAUUAUAAUUCGCUAGAUCCCAUGAUGCCUCUCUCCGUGCUCAUUCUCACGGUGCUCCUUAUUUUCAUUGUGACUGUAUUCAUUACCGCUGGCCUGUGCACGAUGUUCAAGAUAAAACGGCAGAAAAAGCACAAGAGCAGAAAUACAGACACCCGUUCCUUUGAUAUUAUUUACGUUGACAGACCAGGAGCGAAGGUCAGGACUUCAGCAGGUCACGUUUAUGAAUACGUCCCUCCUCUUCCAGCAUCUAAGUGCACCAUGGAUGGUGUUCUGGAAGAAAGGUACACUGAUUUUGAUGAACAAAAUGCUUUGUCAUAUACCUCGGAUGAGGAAUUGAGAAGCAUCGUAAAUGGUUCGGAGUUUAGUGCAAGCAACAGACCUUCUCCUUUACAAGAAGAUAACCUUUUUUAUCGAGAAAUCCUGGCAAGAAGCCACCAAGGCUCCUGUAGAUCCAGUUUACUGUGCAAACACAGUACGGCACAGUUUUCACCUGAUUACAACGUCCCACAGCAGUAUUUGCAUCCAGAUAGAAUACAGCAGACGAUGAUGUACGUAAAGCCCAACAGGGGUGAAUAUUGGGAGUUAAAUGCACAGCUUAAUUUUGAGCCGGACUAUCUGGAAGUUCACGAGAAAAGGACAACAUUCACUCAGUUUUGAGUUCAUACAGCUGUUCUUUGUCUUGGAUUUUGGAAAUGUCUAAUUAAUAGCA
Ictalurus furcatus (blue catfish) is the source of this 2714-nucleotide messenger RNA. RefSeq names its product SLIT and NTRK-like family, member 5b (gene slitrk5b). Bases 179 to 2662 code for a protein of 827 amino acids. The record is from RefSeq and is a predicted model, not a curated record. Gene Ontology annotation, biological process: regulation of presynapse assembly; axonogenesis; positive regulation of synapse assembly. NCBI's taxonomy places the organism in Eukaryota, Metazoa, Chordata, Actinopteri, Siluriformes, Ictaluridae. Gene Ontology annotation, molecular function: protein binding. Gene Ontology annotation, cellular component: membrane. The transcript has 2 exons.